AUGGGGAAACAUGAAAAAGGAGCUCCUAAAGACUUGGCAAAUCGCUCGAAAUCUCGGGGUCUUGCAAAAUUAAGAUGGUAUUGUGAAAUGUGUAAAAAACAAUGUAGAGAUGCCAAUGGAUAUAAAUGUCACUUGACAUCAGAAUCUCAUCAGCGGCAACUCAUAUUAGUAGCUGAAGAUACAGAUGCUUAUAUCAGACAGUUCAGUCGUGAGUUCGAGGAAAAAUUCAUCUUUGUUUUGAAAAAUUCCUAUGGUUGUCGUAGAGUUAGAGCAAAUGAGGUUUAUCAGGAAUAUAUCAAGGACAAGGAUCAUACUCACAUGAACGCUACUCGAUGGCACACAUUAACAGGAUUCAUCCAUUUCUUAGCAGAAAUAGGAAAAGUGAAAAUAGAUAAGGAUGAAGAAAAAGGUGUUUGGUAUGUUCAGUACAUCGACCAAGAGCAUGUUGUGAAAAAGCAAGAAGAAGAACGGAAGCAGAAGGCCGAGAAAGAUGAUGAAGACCGGCAAUUACAAAUGAUCAAGGAAAGAGUUCAAAGAGCCCUAGAUGAACGUGGUGAAGAUGAUGAGUCUUACGAGCCAACGGCUUUAGUGAGGAACGAAGACGAGAAAAUUUCUCUAAAUAUUAACUUCAAUACAAAGCCAACACUCGAGGAGUUGAACAAACCAAUGGCAAUAACUAAUAUAUUCGAAAAAAAGAUAAACGCAAAAAAAGAAGAGCCGGAUUCUGAUGAUGACAGAGAGAAGAGGAAGAGUCAUAAGAACGAAAAACCAGUUAAAAGAGAAAGAAGUAGGAGUCCGAAAGAUAGAAGCAGUAGUCGAGAUGACCGCAGAAACGAUAAAGGCUCAAAGAGAUCAGCUCUAGAAGAUAUCAGAAUGAUGAAUGAGAGAAUCAAAGAAAGAAAUAAUCGUAAAGACUAUUGGCUUCAUGAAGGGAUAGUUGUAAAGAUUGUCACAAAAAAAUUAGGAUCCGAAUUUUAUAAGGAGAAAGGAGUGGUGAAAAGCCUUGUAGAUCAAUACACAGCUAAUGUCAAGUUAUCAGAUGGUGUCAUCGUAAAGUUGGAUCAGACUCAUGUUGAAACGGUUAUUCCACAAGUCGGAAGAGACAUGAUGAUUGUCAACGGAGCUUAUCGAGGACAGAAAGCUAUACUCGAAGCCAUUGAUGAAAAGAAGUUCAGUUUAAAUCUGAGGAUAAAAUCCGGAGUGCUUAAUGGGCGUGAAGUUAAUGUACCUUAUGAAGAUGCGUCGAAACUUGCUUAA
Molecule: messenger RNA, 1257 nt
Organism: Auanema sp. JU1783
Lineage: Eukaryota; Metazoa; Nematoda; Chromadorea; Rhabditida; Rhabditidae
Source: the annotation of a GenBank genome assembly